AUGGAGGACUACGAAACUAUGGCAUUGACAGAAGAAUGCAACGCCAUUCUACAAAGGAAGCUUCCACAGAAGUUGAGGGAUCCUGGAAUUUUUACAACCCCUUGCACAAUUAGUAACUUUGAGUGUAAGCACACGUUGUGUGAUUUGAGAGCCAACAUUAAUCUCUUGUCUCUAUUAAUAUACAGAAGACUUGGUUUGGGUGAAGCAAAGCCAACUAUUGUCACAUUACAGUUAGCAGAUCGAUCAGUGGGUCAUCCGAGGGGGAUCAUAGAAGAUGUGUUAGUAAAGAUCGAUAAGUUCAUCUUCCCAACAGAUUUUAUAGUUUUGGAUAUGGAGGAAGAUACAAAUGUGACAAUUAUCCUUGGAAGACCUUUUCUAGCAACAAGACAAGCUCUAAUUGAUCUUUAA
Molecule: messenger RNA, 408 nt
Organism: Humulus lupulus (European hop)
Lineage: Eukaryota; Viridiplantae; Streptophyta; Magnoliopsida; Rosales; Cannabaceae
Exons: 1
Coding region: 1-408 (135 amino acids)
Source: RefSeq, a predicted model, not a curated record